AUGUUGGAUUUGUUAUUAUCCUUAAGAGUAUUGUACUUUAUAUUAUUUUUAAUUAAUUUUACACAAACUACCGUUGAAAAUGAAUUUUGUGAUUCUUUAAAUGAAUACGAAGAGAAUAAUAAUAAAUGCAAUGUUCAGUCACGCUAUUCACGAAACCGUUACAUUCUUUACGAUGUUAAUCCUGUGGAAGGCUUUAACCUAAGAAGAGAUGUUUAUAUUCGUACCGCAAUUUUUAUAAAAAAUUUAAUUGAAGAAAACAAAGAAUUUAAAUGGCAAUUGGUUUUGCCACCAUGGGGCAAUUUAUACCAUUGGCGAAGUAAGCACAUUGGAUCUCAAGCACAAUUACCUUGGGGAUUAUUUUUUGACAUUGCAAGCUUACAGAAAUAUGUACCAGUUAUUGAAAUGUAUCAGUUUUUGCAAGAGUAUCCUUCAGAAAAUGAAGAAACAAAUCUUGAUAUUGUAUAUAUUUUACAAAACGAUGACGAAAUGUUCAAAACGGGUAUAUUUAAAGACAAAAAUGAAAUAAUAAAAUGUAAUGAUAAAUCACUACAGUUUCAUAAAGUAGAAUCUAACAAAUAUGUUGGAUAUUUUUGGGGAUAUCACAAUGUAACUUCAAAAGUUAUUAAGUGUGUCAAAUAUCAUGGUACGGUAUUAUAUCUUAAGCAAAAUCUUAAGCCUAAUGUUUAUAGGUCUGUAAUGUUUGAUCACAUGGAAAUUGCACUACAUGAUUUAUAUGGUACAAAGGAAUAUUGGAGUGCUAGACGUAGUAUGCGAUAUAAUUCUGAGUUAUAUGAUAUUGCAAAUGAGUUUAGAAAAAACUUUCUUAAUUCAACCGACGAGCAUGAUAAAACGAACCGACCAAAAGAUUGGACUAAAGAAGAGAAUAAAAGAGAUGCAAUUGGAGGGCCCUACUUAUCAGUUCAUUUAAGAAGACGUGAUUUUUUAAUUGGACGUUCAGCAACAGUACCAACAAUAAAAUCUGCUGCUUCUAAGUUAAAAAAGAAGUUAAAGAAACUUCAGUUGAAUCUGUUGUUUGUUGCUACAGAUGCUGUAGAAGAAGAAUUCAAUGAACUCAAAGGAUACUUAUCUGACUACACAGUUUUUAGAUUUAUUCCAUCAGAUUAUGUAUUAAAUAAAUUUAAAGAUGGCGGAAUUGCAAUUAUUGAUCAAAUAAUUUGUUCUUAUGCCAGGUAUUUUAUAGGAACACAUGAAUCAACAUUUACAUUCAGGAUACAGGAAGAUAGGGAAAUUAUUGGUUUUUCUACUACAACAACAUUUAAUCAUUUAUGUAAAGGUACUGAGAAAUGUGACUCCACUGGACAAUGGGAAAUUGUUUGGUAA
Habropoda laboriosa is the source of this 1341-nucleotide messenger RNA. It is a transcript of the gene O-fut2, whose product is annotated as GDP-fucose protein O-fucosyltransferase 2. The transcript is spliced from 8 exons. Gene Ontology annotation, biological process: protein O-linked glycosylation via fucose. Gene Ontology annotation, molecular function: peptide-O-fucosyltransferase activity. The record is from RefSeq and is a predicted model, not a curated record. The coding region runs from base 1 to 1341 and encodes 446 amino acids. NCBI's taxonomy places the organism in Eukaryota, Metazoa, Arthropoda, Insecta, Hymenoptera, Apidae.